Messenger RNA from Lichtheimia ornata, 1665 nucleotides. RefSeq lists its product as uncharacterized. Gene Ontology annotation, molecular function: basic amino acid transmembrane transporter activity. Gene Ontology annotation, biological process: transmembrane transport; basic amino acid transport. Bases 1 to 1665 code for a protein of 554 amino acids. The transcript has 8 exons. The record is from RefSeq and is a predicted model, not a curated record. Gene Ontology annotation, cellular component: fungal-type vacuole membrane. NCBI's taxonomy places the organism in Eukaryota, Fungi, Mucoromycota, Mucoromycetes, Mucorales, Lichtheimiaceae.
AUGACUGGCGAUUCAGGUGACGAUAAGCAAACCCUUUUGCAUAGCCAGGACGCCUAUCAUGGAUCAAUCAAAGAGAGGACACAAUCCUAUCGCAGCAUUGAUGUCAAUUCGGGCGAUACAAGCGAAGAUGAUGAUACCGAUACCAGCGGGGUUGGUCUCAUAUUGUUAACAUUAUGUCUUGCCAUUGGCUCUGGAUUACCUUGCAUAGACGUAUCUAUCUGCUUUACUAUCAUGACCCAAAUCGGCACAGAAUUUCAAAAUGCUCAUCUUUCAACGUGGAUUCACAAUUCCUAUACACUCGCUUCCAUGACUACCGUGCCUAUAGCUGCCAAGCUAGCAGAUAUUUUCGGUCGCAAACCUAUCCUAGUUGGUCUCACAACCUUAUUCUUGCUUGGAUCAUAUGGUUGUGGUGUUGCACAAACGUUGCCGCAAAUCGUGGCUGCAAGAGCUGUUGCUGGUUUUGGAUCGGGAGGUGCUAUUCUUAUGGCGAACGUGGUAAUUCAUGAUCUCGUUCCUCUUGCCAAACGUAGCCGAUAUCAGUCGGUCCUGAACACAGUGCAAUCGCUUGGAAUUGCAUUUGGAUCGCCAUUGGGUGGAUUCAUCACUGAUACCUUUGGAUGGCGAUAUUGUUUCAAGAUCAACAUCCUCCCCCUCCUAUUCAAUGUUUAUGUUUAUUGUUUUCGGCUCAACAACUAUCGUGCAGCAAGCAUGCGCAAAGACAUCAGUGUAUGGGAUCAGCUACGCUCCAUUGAUUUCCUAGGUGUUGUGCUUUUAUCGAGCGCCAACGUGUUGCUGGUGAUUGCCUUUUUAUUCGGUGGCAACACUCAUCCAUGGACACACCCAUUUAUUCUUGGUGUACUUGGUGGUGCUUUUAUGGCAUUCCUUCUCUUUGCUUUACAUCAGGCAUAUGGCACUUCUCAUCCCUUGGUGAAACAUACAUUGGCAACAAACCGCAACGUCCUAAUCGGCUGUAUUGGUAUGUUCUUGACGUGUUUCAGCGAUGGAUCGUUGAAUUACUCGCAACCUCAGUUUUUCAUGGGAGUGCUGGGCUUCACGACUUCAAAAUCGGGGUUGUGGAAUAUGGUUGAGGCACUUUCCCUGCCACUAGGAAGUAUGGCCGCGGGGCAGUACAUUCGAAAAACGGGAUACUUCAAGACAUGCAUGAUUAUGAUGGGUGCAGUGUUUGCCAUUAGUGCUGGAUGCUCGACUCAAUGGAUGGUAGGCAAGUUACCAUUUUUUAUCGGCAUCAUGUUGUUUGUCGUACUCGGUAUAGCCAUUGGCUCCCUUGUAGUUACAGUAACCAUGGCAACAGCUAGCGACAUUCCUAAAUCAGAGGUGUCAUCGGCUAUGCUCAUGAUGAUCCUUUGUCGCUUUAUCGGAUAUACUAUGGGGCCUGCUUCGGUUGCUGCCAUUGUGCAGGGUAAUAUCAAAGAUUUGCUGCAUAAAAGAAUCACUGGUCCAGAUGCAGACGAGCUUAUUCAAUUCAUUCGAACGUCCAUACGCAAGACCUAUACCUUAUCACCAGAGCUUCAAGCCAUUGUAGCAGACGUGCUUGGCCAAACAUUGCAAAGAGCUUUUUUCAUGAUGAGUAUCACCAUGACGCUCGCCACAUGCAUCUUUCUUCUUGCCAAGAACGUCAAUCUCAAGACUGCAAACCACCAAUGA